Topomyia yanbarensis is the source of this 17539-nucleotide messenger RNA. It is a transcript of the gene mgl, whose product is annotated as low-density lipoprotein receptor-related protein 2. The transcript has 16 exons. Lineage: Eukaryota; Metazoa; Arthropoda; Insecta; Diptera; Culicidae. The record is from RefSeq and is a predicted model, not a curated record. Gene Ontology annotation, molecular function: calcium ion binding; protein binding. The coding region runs from base 1985 to 15955 and encodes 4656 amino acids.
GGUUCAGUCAGUCGCUCACGAGAGCGUAGCGAAGACGGUUGUGUUUUUUUUCUUUGAUGUUCGAAGUGGAUCCUCCAUACCAGUUAUUAGUGUUCCCGUUUUGUGUUACCUGCACUGUGGAUAUCGUGGACCGAUUGCUUCCUUCCACCCACCCACCACCCCCCUUUGGCGGUAGGUAGGAGCUGUUCUGUGUUGAAUUUGCACACCCUACAGUUUGUGUGGCGCGGAGCGAGAAAGUGAGGUGCAUUUCAAAAGUACAUACAUUAGUAUUGUCAUUUUUCGCUACUGUUUCCUACCCGAUGGUGGUAGUAUGUAGUAUCACUCAAAUACACGGCGAUUAGAGAUUACUAUCAUCACACGGUUACGAACGGAAGAGUCGCGAGAUACAUAUCUUUUUUUUUCGCAGUUGUCGUCGCUGUUGUGGCAUUUUUUGCGCCUGCUUUGUUUUUUUCCCUGUUUUCGUUCCAUUGCUCACUUUACAUUCAAAUUUGUGACGUGAAAAGUGAUUCGUGCAAUUAAACCGCAACGAAGACCAAUCGAGUGUGGACGGGGGUUUUGCAAAGAAGAAAUAGAAGAAAAGGUGGAACAAAAUCAGCUCUAAGUGGAAAAGCAGAAGAAGGAAAAAAAAGUAAUCACGAAGUGCACUCUCUCGGGCGUGAUCGCGUGGAUGAUCGGGUGAAGUGACGGCAAAAGGGAAGAAGAUCGGUGGGCUCAGGUGUGUGUGGUGCGACACGGUUUUCUCCGUCGCCUGCUGCUGCUGGCGCUGCUGUAUGUGUGUCUUUGAACGGCGUUGGAGCAGAAACACACACGGAAGAAACGAAAGCAGACACAGGCAUAAAGAUAGAAGAGUCGAGUUUGCUAUCUAAAUGGAUAAGUUCUGUUGAAGACGUCGUCUUGGUUCGUCGUUCCACGCAAACAAAACUGGAAUACUGUCGUCGUCGUCGUCUUCGUUGUCGACGGUGUGUAUGGUAGUGUUGCAAUUUGUUCAACCCGAGACAACCUGCGGCAGACACGACACACGGAUCGGAUCGUCAAUUAACGGUUCUCGGCUGCUGCUGCUGCUGUUGCGUCGCAGAAGAACAUCGAACGUAGCUGGCAGCGACACGCACACGUCCACCAGAAACCGUACCGAGACCAGCAAAAAGCCCCCGACCCCGUCAGCGAGUUAGCAGUCAAUCCCCAACAUUUGGCCACGACCCGACGAGGGAAAAACCCAGGUCCACUCGUCGUCGGUGUUGUCGCUGAUUUCGAUUGUGUUUGUAGGUGUGCCCGUGAUCAGGAUCGCUGGGCUUUUUUCGCCAGUAUGUACCCAAGGGAAUAAGUGCUAGAAUUAGUGCGAACAACAACAACAACAACAACAACAUCAACGCCAACGAUCACAAUAAGAUCCCAACCAAACGGGAAGAAAAAAGGUGAACCCCCCACACCGCACCAAUCUGUCCAGAGUCCGUGUGUGUAGAUAAAAAAAUCUAGUUGUAUGUAACACGAAAAAAAAGUUCGAUCGCUUGAUCAAGAUCACGGUGAAUGCAGUGUUGUCUGUGUUUGUGUUGAGGCGAGCUGUGCGAGCGCUGAGGGGGGAGUGAAGAUCGAUUGAAAAUUGAAAGUCAUUCCGUUGGUUAGUGCCGGUCGAUCGAGAGUGUUCAGAAUUGAGUCGUGUUCUAAAAGCGGUAAAGUGCACAUCAACCGUGCAAUAAGGAAGGGAAUGCUGCUACCGUGAUUUAAUGAUCUGCUGCGUGUGCAGGUCAUCAUCAUCAUCAUCUUCAGAAGGUGCUAGCGAAUACGUAAACAGAAUAAAGUGCGUGUGAGUGUUUUUUUUUCAUAAGUGACCUUAACCAUAACUAAGGAAGAACAAAGCUUCCGGAACUGAGUACCCUGUCUCCAGUGGACUUGCUGUAGACCCGGGAACCCGGGGUUUCAGCGGACACUCUGCUGUCCUUCCUGGAGCACUUCUUUGCACCAUUGCUGCAACGUACGACGGCACAGCAUGGGGACGCAAAGCGGUCGGCGGAAGGGUCACGAUCGAUGGAAAGCGGCGGUACCCUGCAGUAUCCUUACUCAGGGCGGGUUCUACCUGUUGCUGGUGGCUACGGUCACGACCUCCACAGUUCGAGCAGAGUCCAAAUUAGAGUUAGGUGGCAGUAUAUAUAGGAAUGAAACCGACGUGCCAUGUCCAUCGGGGACGUUUCGAUGCUCGGAGGGCAAGUGCAUCCCUCAGACAUCGGUGUGUAACUAUCAGAAAGAUUGCGACAAGGGCGAGGAUGAGUUCAACCACUGUCCUCCGCCGGAAUGUGAGCAGGGCCAGAUUAGCUGUGGUCAGUACGUGUUCAACAAGACGUACUGCAUACCGCCGCACUACAAGUGCGACAUGACCGUGGACUGUGUGGACGGAACGGAUGAAUCCGAUUGCACAUAUCGCAAGUGUCAGCAGGAUGACAUCCACUGCGGGACGCUGGCCCAGGCAGUCUCGGUAAAUGGCCGCGUCGCGGACAUUUGUGUGCCAAAGGAGAAAAAGUGCGACGGCUAUCUGGACUGCCGCACCGGUGUGGACGAGGAGGGCUGCCCGGGAAUCGCCUGCCGGCUGGACCAGUUCCGGUGUGCCAACGGGUUGCGGUGUAUCGACACGGCACUCAAAUGCAACCACAAGAACGAUUGCGGUGAUAAUUCCGACGAGCAGAAUUGCAACUUCCCCCCUUGCCACGGUGGCCAGUUUCGAUGUUCGAAUUCCCUCUGCAUUCCGGCAACCUUCCACUGCGACGGUUAUCACGACUGUUCGGACGAAAGCGACGAAGCGAACUGUACGGCCAUCGCCUGUCCGGACAACAAGUUUCUUUGUCCCCGGGGAGGACCGAAUGGGCAGCCAAAGUGUAUCGCCAAGACGAAACUGUGCGACGGUAAGCGGGACUGUGAGGAUGGAACCGAUGAGGAGACUGCGUGCUCUACCACUUCCUGUCCGGCGCUUGGCUGUGGAUACAAAUGCGGACCAUCGCUGACGGGAGGUGUUUGCUAUUGUCCCCCCGGAAGAACCCUGUCGCCGGAUAACCGAACCUGCAGCGAUCUGGAUGAGUGUAACGUAUGGGGACACUGCGAUCAGCUGUGCACCAACACGGACGGAUCGUUUUCGUGCGCUUGUGCUAACGGUUACACACUGAUGGACAAGUCACGUUGCGUGGCUCCGACUGCGGCACAUUUGGAGUUGAUCUUUGCGUAUGAUCGAGCGAUCGUUCGAAUGAGUUCGCAUGGUCAGGACUUCCGAACGAUCGCUAAUGCUACCGGAGCUAGCGGUUUGGCUUAUCAUUACGCUAAAAAUCUCCUAUUUUGGUCGGAUAUUAAAACCAGGAAGGUUCAAUCUCAAGUUCUGAUGGAUGGUGGAUACGGGGGUCAUGAUUUUACAUUACCUGGAACGUGGGCGCCGGUGGCAAUAGCGAUUGACUGGAUCGGCGAUAAGUUGUACGUUGCGGACCUGGUCGGUCAGAAAGUUGAUGUUUUUGAACUCGACGGUCGGUGGCAUGCGGUGGUCCUAGGAUCUAACCUAACCAGUCCGGCUGAUUUGGCGCUAGAUCCUACCUCGGGCUUGAUGUUCGUCGCAGACGGAAGUCACGUUCUGCGAGCUCACAUGGAUGGUACUCAUGCGAAAUCGAUCGUAUCGGAAGCAGCCUACAAAGCGUCCGGCGUGGCAGUUGACGUUGUCGCUAAACGAGUCUUCUGGUGUGAUUCUUUACUGGACUACAUUGAAUCGGUUAACUAUGAUGGUGAAUACAGGGUUAUGAUCCUGCGAGGCCAACAGGUUCCGAGUCCAUCUCGAUUAGCUCUUUUUGAGAAUCGGGUCUUCUGGACGGAUGCCACCAAACAGGGCAUCAUGUCCGUUGACAAAUUCGAAGGAUCGUCUAGCAUUCAAUCAAUAUUCAAGGCGAAAGAUAUACGAGAACCGAAAGCGAUCAUAACCGUUCACCAGUUGACGCAACCGAUUGUUUCGAAUCCAUGCGGUAGCAAUAAUGGUGGCUGUUCACAGAUGUGCGUUGUAACUGCCGUUCAAGGAGCUCCUUCGGGACUCGGGUAUCGCUGCGCUUGCCACAUCGGAUGGCAGCUAGCCAAAGAUCUGAUGAACUGCCAUCUGGUGCGAGAGUUCCUGAUGUACUCCCAGCAGCGUUUUAUAAAAGGAAAAGUACUGGAUCCAGUUAUCGAGGGCUUCAGUGAUGCUAUUCUACCGGUGGUGUCUCGUCGUGCCCGCUUCGUCGGGCUUGAUUUUGACGUCGUUGACGAACACAUCUACUAUUCGGACGUCUUGCAGGACGUCAUCUAUCGAGUUCAUCGCAACGGAACUGGUCGAGAAAUUGUACUCGCUUCUCAGAAUGAGGGCGUCGAAGGACUGGCAGUUGAUUGGGUAUCGAAGAAUUUAUACUACAUUGACAGUCGUAAGGGAACGCUGAACGUUCUGUCCACUAGAACUGUCAGCUAUCGACGGACACUGCUGAAAAAUUUGAAACGACCACGCGCCAUUGUGGUGCAUCCAAACAAAGGCUUUAUCUACUUUUCGGAAUGGGAUCGACCUGCAAACAUUAGUCGGGCCAACUCGGACGGUACGGGAUUGAUGGUAUUCAAAAAUGUUACGCUCGGUUGGCCAAAUGGAUUGUCGAUCGAUUUCCUAGAAGAUCGUGUCUACUGGUGUGACGCUUUGCUGGAUCACGUCCAGCAUUCAAACUUGGACGGAACGGAUGUGCGAACGGUAAACUCCCGCUUGAUACGGCAUCCAUUUUCGAUCGUGAUCCAUCAGGACUGGAUGUACAUUACCGACUGGCGGCUGGAUGCGAUCGUGCGGCUUAACAAACUAACGGGCGAACAGGAGGAGAUUAUGGUUCGUGAACCACAAACGAAUCGGUUGUACGGUGUGAAAGUGUACAGUCGAGCGAGUCAGAUCGUCGAUUCGGCGCAACCAUGUUCCAUCAACGGUGGUGGCUGUGAGAAGCUGUGCUUUGCCGUCCCGCGGAAUAACUCCGAAGGAUUGACAGUGAAGUGUGGCUGCCCGUACGGUGAACGGCUUGGGGAUGAUGGGAGAAGCUGUUUCGCUGAUCCGAACGCGGAACCACCGGUGCAGUCGUGUCCGAACACGUGGGACUUUACCUGUAACAAUCAGCGGUGCAUUCCGAAGAGUUGGAUCUGUGAUGGAGAUGAUGACUGUCUGGAUAAUAGUGAUGAGGAGCAGAACUGUACAAAACCAACCUGCGGCACGAACGAGUUCCAGUGCAAAUCGGGCCGCUGCAUACCGCUGAACUUCCGGUGCGAUCACGAGAACGACUGCGGCGAUCAUUCUGAUGAGUUCGAGUGUGGCAAUGUGACCUGUGCGGCGUCGCAGUUUGCCUGUGAGAAUGGACGCUGCAUUCCGAACAUUUGGAAGUGCGACAGCGAAAACGAUUGCGGUGACGGUUCGGACGAGGGUGAUUUCUGCGCGGAAAAAACCUGUGCGUACUUCCAGUUUACCUGUCCUCGGACGGGGCAUUGUAUACCGCAGAGUUGGGUGUGCGAUGGCGAUGACGAUUGCUUUGACAAGCAGGACGAGAAGGACUGUCCGCCGAUUACGUGUCUGGCUAAUCAGUUCAAGUGUAACGAUUUGCGACAGUGUGUUGAAGAGACGUACAAGUGUGACGGGAUACCGGAUUGUAAUGAUGGUAGUGAUGAGCUGGGUUGUCCGACAAUGGAACCGAAUCAGUGUAAUCUGGAGAAACAUUUCCGAUGUAAGUCUUCGGGGGUUUGUAUUCCUGUGGCUUGGCAUUGCGAUGGAUCGAACGACUGUGAAGAUCAUUCGGAUGAGGAGGACUGUGGGAAGAUCACGUGUCCGAACAAUUUCUACAAGUGCAAAAAUUCCAAGUGUGUCUAUAAGUCUUAUAUUUGUGACGGGAAGGACGAUUGCGGAGAUAACUCGGAUGAGGGUGUGGAGCAUGCUUGCAUAACUCCACCGUUGAGAUGCCCGCAUGGACAGUGGGCGUGUCCUGGAAUCACCGGACGGUGUGUAAAUUUGACUUCAGUUUGUGACGAUGUGGAAGAUUGCCCGAAUGGUGCCGAUGAGGGGUUGGGUUGUGACCUAGCUCAGUGCCAGCAUCAAUCUGGACUGUGCUCCAACGGAUGUCAGAAGACUCCUCUCGGAGCACUCUGCAUUUGCCCUCCGGGCGAGGAGCUUGCUCCGGACAAUUUCACCUGUAAAGACCUGAACGAAUGCGAUCCUCCCGGACUUUGUUCGCAAAUUUGUACCAACACCAAAGGAUCUUAUUUCUGUUCCUGCAAAGACGGAUACAUUCUCGAACCGAACAAACAUACCUGUAAGGCAGUUAAUCACUCGUCUGCCUUCCUGAUCAUCUCCAACCGUCACUCGAUCUUGGUAGCGGAUCUGAACGAACAAGGCUUGGAACGAGUGCCGAUUAUCGUCGAAAACGUGGUUGCGACAGCUUCCAACAUGCACACCGGAACGAUCUUCUGGAGUGACAUGAAACUUAAAAAGAUUUCCCGGCUGGAUCGUGGCCAAGAACCGCAAGAGAUCAUCUCCACCGGGUUGGAUCUGGUGGAAGGUCUGGCGUACGAUUGGAUAGGACAGAACCUGUACUGGUUGGACAGCAAACUGAACACGAUCGAGGUUUGUAGCGAGAAUGGCUCAAACCGAUUGGUGCUGGUUCGGGAAAACAUCACUCAACCACGCGGAAUGUGUCUGGAUCCUAGUCCUAAUGCUAAGUGGCUCUUCUGGACCGAUUGGGGUGAAAACCCGCGUAUCGAGCGUAUCGGAAUGGAUGGAACCAUGAGGCAAACCAUCAUCAACACCAAAAUCUACUGGCCAAAUGGGUUAACCCUGGACAUCGCAACCCAACGAGUUUACUUCGCCGACUCCAAGCUGGAUUUCAUCGAUUUCUGCUACUACAACGGAUCCGGUCGUCAGCAAGUGCUAGCCGCUAGUCAUUAUCUGCUUCAUGCCCAUUCGCUUUCUCUCUUCGAAGAUACGCUGUAUUGGACGGAUCGUCAGCUGAACCGUGUCCUAUCGGCGAACAAGUUCGUUGGAACCAAUCAAACCGUGGUAAGUCAUCUGAUCUCGCAACCUCUCUCGAUCCACGUGCAUCAUCCUUCGCUGCAACCGUUGUACGAAAGCCCCUGUAAGCUGGCAACAUGUCAGCAUAUUUGCUUAUUAAGUCCAUCGGAGAAAUCGAGCUACUCGUGCAAGUGUAAACCGGGCUACAAGCUGAUCGCGGAUGGAAAGUGCGUUGAAGAGGAGAACGCUUAUCUGAUGGUGCUGAAGGGUAACCAGAUCGUGGACAUUCCGUUCAAUGGAGGAGAUAUACGAGCGGGCAGUAUGAUUCCGGUGGUUGGAAUCGAAGGUGGUAUCAGCGUGGAUUACGAUCGGAAGGGUGAGACUUUGUUCUGGGUGCAAGGUAAGGAGGAUGACGAUGAGAAUUGUACGAUUUUCACCAGUCCGUACGGUGGUGGAAAUAAGACGGAAUUCUUGGGAGUAGAUAAUGGAUUGGUGGGAGCUGCUUACACGAUCGCGUUUGAUUGGAUCGGAAGAAAUUUGUUUAUCGGAAAUAGGAUCGCUAGUAACAUUGAAGCUAUCAAUGUGGAUGGAAAGGUCAAGUAUCGAACGAUCGUUCUGGUCAACGACGGCAACAAAACUUCAGUUUCUAAACCGAAACAAAUCGCUCUGGAUCCGACGAAUGGAAAAAUAUUCUGGAUUGAUGAGGGUGGAUUUGGAGUUCCGACGAAGGUCGCCGUGUCAAAUAUGGACGGUUCGAACGCUAGGAUUUUGGACGACACAAUACAGUACCCGGAAGCGAUCACCGUAGACGUCGAGAAACGGAUGGUGUACUACAGUUCGCAGUAUCCACCGGCUAUCAUGUCGAUCGACUACGAUAAAAAUAAUAAAAAGACGAUCCUUAGCGAGGAACACUCGAUCUCGAAGCCGAGAGGCUUGGGAGUACUGGAAUCUAGGUUGUACUUCAUGGAUCCUACAUAUGAGAAAAUCGUGCGAGUUGAUCUUCCCAACGGUGACAAUGCGAAAACGAUUCUGGACAACGAACCGGACCUGAAGAAUAUGAUCAUCUACAGGAAACGGUCGAUGCUGCAGCAUCCUUGUACAAUGAGCAACGGAGGCUGUGAACACAUUUGUAUUCCACACGAAAACAGUGCUCGGGUUUGCGCCUGCGGAAUCGGUUACAAGAAGGAGAAUGAAGUUGCCUGUACUCCGUACAAAACGUUCGCCGUCGUGUCCCAGCUGGACAUGACACGUGGUUACAGUAUGCGAGACAGUUCGGAAGCGAUGGUUCCGAUUACCGGCCCCGGACAUCACAUUCUGCAUGUGGACAUUUUGUACCGAGAGUCCUGGAUCUACUGGGUGGAGUACAACCGUGGCCACUGGAACGGAAUUUUCCGAAUUCGUCCGAAUGGAACGGAACUUCAGGGUAUAAUUAAAGACGGCAUCGGAAGUAAUGGAAUUCGGGGGAUCGCCAUCGAUUGGGUCGCUGGAAACAUGUACUUCACUAAUGUUUUCCCCCACGAAAACUACGUUGAGGUUAGCUGGUUGGAUGGAACCCACCGGAAGAUAAUCGUCAAGACUACCAACGAUGCUCCGCGGGAGUUGGCUGUUAACCCUAUCAAACGGUUGCUCUACUGGAUUGACUAUGGACAGUACCCAAGGAUCGGUAAGUGCUAUCUGGACGGAUCGAAUUGGACCCCGGUUGUUACGUCGGGAAUUUCCAACCCGCGUGAUCUAACGGUUGAUAUGCUAACUCACGACGUGUAUUGGGUUGAUUCGAAGCUGGACAUGAUUCAGAAGAUUUCGUACAACGGUGGCAACCGACAGGUGAUUCGACGAAACCUUGCCAAUCCGAUGGCUAUCGCUGUAUUCCUGAGUGACAUCUACUGGGUUGAUCGAAAUCUGUUGACGGUUUUUAAGGCAUCCAAGUUCCCGGAAAACACCACCCUUCCGGAAAAGGUUAGAACCAAUCUACAGAAGCUACGGGACAUUGCAAUCUACGACAUCAACAAUCAACCCAUGGACGACAACAAUCCGUGUCUACGGCUGGGAAACGGUGGCUGCGAUCAGCUAUGCUUCAGCUUCCCUCCAGAAUACAAUCAGAAACCCAGUUUCAAGUGUGACUGCGCCGUUGGUAGACUAUCGACUGACGGUCGCCGUUGUGAACUCACCGACGAGUACGUUGUCUUCACAACUCGAACCGAGAUCCGAGCGAUCGAACUGGACCACACUUCGACGAAUGUACCGUUCGCUCCGGUCGUAAAUCUAACCAACGUCGUCGGGCUGGACUUUGACUACGCCGAUAAUAAGCUGUUCUUCACGCAGAUUAGACCUUGGGCGAAGAUCGCGUACGCCAAGGGUGACAAACCGGACGCGAGCAACAUCACGCCGAUAAUCACGCGCGGUAUCAAUCCGGAAGGUGUCGCGUACGAUUGGACCCAGAAGAAAAUCUACUGGACGGACAGUUCGAACAAUUCGAUCUACGCGAUGAAUCUGGACGGAUCGGAUCUGGUGAUGAUCACGAGAGUUGAACGACCACGGGCGAUCAUUCUGGAUCCUUGCAACGGAACGCUGUACUUUACCGAUUGGGGGAGAUUUGGGACGUCCGGAAAGAUUUUCCGAACGACGAUGGCCGGUUCGUUGAAACGGACGAUAAUUGAUAAAGAUCUAUCGCAACCGAGCGGAUUGGCGAUCGAUUAUGACGAAAGGAUGCUGUACUGGACGGAUGCAGUGCGGGAGAAAAUCGAACGAUCGAAGUUGGAUGGGAAGAAUCGGGAGGUGUUGGUGUCUGCUACGAUCUAUCCGUUUGCGAUCACUGUAUUCAGGAACUAUAUCUACUGGACGGAUUUGCAGCUGAGGGGUGUGUAUCGAGCGGAGAAGCAUACGGGGGCGAACAUGGUUGAGAUGGUGAAGAGGUUGGAGGACUCUCCGAGAGAUAUUCAGGUGUAUAGUCAUAGUCGGCAGCAGUGUCAGGCGAAUCCGUGCUUGCAGAACAAUGGCGGCUGUGCUCAAAGCUGUCAUCCGGGGUUGAAUGGGAAGGCCGAGUGCAAGUGUGACGAUUCGACGAAACCGGUUAACGAAGGGCGGAUGUGUGCUCCGAAGAAUCAUACUUGCGAUUCCAGUAAAUUCUACUGUCAGAACGGGAAGUGCAUUUCGAGGAUGUGGUCCUGCGAUGGAGACGAUGAUUGCGGAGAUAAUUCGGAUGAGGAUGUGAACUAUUGCGCCUUCCAUUCGUGUGGUCCGAACGAGUUCCGUUGUAACAAUGGACGGUGUAUUUUCAAGUCGUGGAAAUGUGAUCAUGAGAACGAUUGUAAGGAUGGAUCGGACGAGGAAAAUUGCUCGUAUCCGCCGUGCGUGGAUGGUGAGUUCACCUGUUUGAAUGGUCGUUGCAUCCCGCAGAGUCAGGUUUGUAACGGGGUUAACGAUUGCAAGGAUAAUGCCACAUCGGAUGAAACACACGAGCGUUGUCCGAAGAACACGACCUGUCCGGCGAAUCAUUUGAAGUGUGACAAGACGAACAUAUGCGUGGAACCGUACUGGCUGUGCGAUGGGGAUAACGAUUGCGGGGAUAAUUCGGAUGAAGAUCCGUUGCAUUGUGCGCAGCGAACGUGUCCGCAAAAUAGCUUCCGCUGUCCGAACCACCGGUGCAUUCCGGCUACGUGGUACUGCGACGGGGAUGAUGAUUGUGGAGAUGGGGCGGAUGAACCGCCAGAGUACUGUAAAUCGGAGGGUCGGACGUGCUUCGGGGAUCUGUUCACUUGUGACAAUGGGAACUGUAUUCCUCGGAUCUACAUCUGUGAUGGGGAUAACGAUUGCUUGGAUAAUAGCGACGAAGAUAACCGGCACCAGUGUAACGAUCGGAAGUGUGACGAGGAAACGGAAUUUACCUGUCAGGAGAAUAAGGCCUGGGCUCGGGCGCAGUGUAUUCCGAAGAAAUGGAUCUGCGACGGUGAUCCGGAUUGUGUGGAUGGUGCGGACGAGAAUACGACGUUGCAUAACUGUCCGACGCCGCAGCCGUGUAGCGAGGAUCAGUUCACGUGCGCUAACGGUAGAUGUAUUAAUCAGGGAUGGGUGUGCGAUCAUGACAACGACUGUGGUGACGGUUCCGAUGAAGGCAAGAAGUGCAACAGUCAGUACAAGACCUGUUCGACGCAGGAGUUCACUUGUCAGAACUUUAAGUGCGUGCGGAAUCAGUAUCGUUGCGACGGUGAAGAUGACUGUGGCGAUCACUCGGAUGAGGUUGGUUGUACUAAGGAGAAUAACACGUGCACGGAUGGGAAGUUCACUUGCAACAAUGGGCAGUGUAUUGACUAUCAGCUGGUUUGCAAUAAGGUUCCGGACUGUUCGGAUGAGUCGGACGAACCACUGCACUGCAACGUGGACGAGUGUGCUAAGGUGGAGAUUCAUCGGUGCGGUCACAAGUGCGUGGAUACUCUGACCGGAUAUUACUGCGAUUGUAAUCAGGGAUACAAACUACUGGAAGAUGGUAAGGCCUGUGCCGACAUCGACGAAUGUAUUGAAACACCGGGUGUCUGUUCGCAGCACUGUUCCAACACACCGGGAGGAUUCUACUGCAAGUGUGACGAAAGGUACUACGAGCGACAGAAUGAUGAGCACACGUGCAAACGCAAGGACGCGAUCGAACCGUGGUUGAUCUUCAGCAACAAGUACUACGUGCGGAACAUGUCCGUCGAUGGUCACCAGUACAAUUUGAUCCACCAGGAUCUGAUGAAUGUGGUCGCGAUCGAUUUCGACUACCAGGAACAGGAGAUGUACUUCUGCGACGUGACAGCCAAGACGAUCUUCAAAUCGAAGUUCGGUUCGGUCAGAAAUGACGCAAAAAUUGAAAAGAUUGCGGUCGUUAAACACGACUCGCACGGACUGGAAGGUAUUGCCAUCGAUUGGGUUGGUCGCAAACUGUACUGGCUUGAUAGACACUCGAAAAAUCUGGAUGUUGCCGAAUUGGACGGAACGAAACGAAAAACGUUGAAGAGCGGAGUUGUCGAUCCUCGGGCAAUCGUCGUCCACCCGGGAAUCGGUUAUCUGUACUUCACCUCGUGGCAUCUACAAUCGUACAUCGCCAAAAUGGGUAUGGAUGGAUCAAACUUUACCCGAAUUCUCACCUGGGAAGACGACAUCGCUUGGCCGAACGCUCUGACGAUCGAUUAUUUCACCGAUCGCAUCUACUGGGCAGACGCUCACCUGGACUACAUCGCGUUUGCCGAUCUGGAAGGUCGUCACCGGCACGUAGUUCUGUCCGGUAACAAAGUUCCCCACAUCUUUGCCCUGUCGAUCUUCGACGACAUGCUGUACUGGACGGACUGGAACCUAAAGGCGAUCAUUCGAGCGAACAAAUUCUCCGGUCAGAACUUUACGGUUAUCAGAAACACCACGCACCGUCCGUACGAUGUCCACAUAAGUCACCCGUUGCGGCAGCUGCCCUACAGCAAUCCUUGCGGAUCGACUAACGGCGGCUGUACCCAUCUGUGUCUGCUGGCACCGCCGCUGGAGUCGACCUAUCUGAACGUGGAAGGCUACAUCGAAGAGGGAGCUCCAAGCUACAAAUGCGCCUGUCCGAAUCAGUUCUAUCUGGCUCGGGACAUGAAGACUUGUAUUGCGAACUGUACGACGGGACAGCAUCGGUGUGGUGGUUCCGAUGAAAAGUGUAUUCCCUGGUUCUGGAAGUGCGAUGGCGAACCGGACUGUAAGGAUAAAUCGGAUGAACCGGAAUCCUGUCCGGCGAGACAUUGCCGUGCUGGAACGUUCCAGUGUGGUAACGGAAAUUGUACUCCGUCGACGACGAUCUGCGAUGGAACGGAUGACUGCGGGGAUGGCAGUGAUGAACAGAACUGUGAUCUGCCGUGUCCGGUGUCGGACUUUAAGUGUCGUGCUAGUGGACGGUGUAUACUGGAUAGCUGGAAAUGCGACGGGGAUGCUGAUUGUAAGGACGGUAGCGACGAGGAUCCGGAAAUUUGUCACAAACGUGCAUGCGACCCGGAGACGGAAUUCAGCUGCAAGAACGGACGCUGUAUUCCGAAGCUGUGGAUGUGUGACUUCGAUAACGACUGUGGGGACGAUUCGGACGAACCGGCUUACAUGUGCCGGCAGAGGAAUUGUACUACCGGAUGGUCCCGCUGUCCGGGUCAGUCCAACUAUCGCUGCAUACCGAAGUGGCUGUUCUGCGAUGGUAAAGACGACUGCCGCGACAACAGCGACGAACUGCCGGAAAACUGCCCCCGCUGCAACUCGGAAACGGACUACAAGUGUAACAAUAACCGGUGUAUUCCCAAACAAUGGAUGUGCGACUUCGCCGACGACUGCGGCGACGGUAGCGACGAAUCGGAGAUGCACUGCAAGGGCAAGUACCGGGAGUGUUCGGAGUCGGAGUUCCGCUGCGGCAAUGGAAAGUGUAUCUCGAGUCGGUGGCGGUGCGAUCACGAGGAUGACUGUGGCGAUAAUAGCGAUGAGUUCAACUGUGAAGGGUUCCAGUGUAAGAACGGGACGUUCCAGUGUACGUCCGGGCAUUGUAUUGCUUCGUACUUCCGGUGUGAUGGUGAUCGCGAUUGUCGGGAUAUGUCGGACGAGAUUGGUUGCCCGCCGAGGUAUCCGGGUGGACGGUACUGUCCGGAGUCUCGGUUCCAAUGUGCUAACAAUCUGUGCGUAUCGCCGUCGGAUCUGUGCGAUGGUACGGAUGAUUGUGGGGAUAAUUCGGACGAAGCUUCGUCGGUUUGUACGAACUUUACCUGUGAUACGCUGCGGAGGUUCCAGUGUGCGAACCAUCGGUGCGUGGCGAGGUAUCAGACUUGUGACGGCGUGGAUAACUGUGGCGAUGGAUCGGAUGAGAAUAAUAUGACGCUGUGUGCGGCUCGGGUGAAGCCUUGCGAUCUGUACACGCAGUAUCAGUGUGCGAACAAGAAGUGUAUUGAUCGGACACAGAUCUGUGACUAUGCGGAUGAUUGUGGGGAUAAUUCGGAUGAGUUGGGAUGCCAUCAUACGAGUACUUGUUCGGCGUUGACGAAGGGAGGAUGCGAACAUCACUGUAUGAAUUUGACGGACGGUGGGUACAUUUGUGCUUGCUAUCCAGGAUUUAUUAUCGAUGCGGAGAACAAGAAGCACUGUUUGGAUAUCGAUGAGUGCGCUACGGGAACUCAUAGAUGUUCUCAGAUGUGUAUGAACAUGAAUGGUACGUACGCCUGCUCUUGCAGGGAAGGUUUCCGGCUUGUGGAUGCCGUUUCGGGAGAUUGUAAGGCAGUGAAGGACGAUGCCCUGGUGAUGUUUAGUAGUGGUUCCGAGAUUCGAGCCUAUGAUCUACAGAUCAACGAUCAGUUCGACGUGAUUGGUGGAGAGAAGAGAAUCGAGGCGUUGGACUAUAAUCCGGCUUCGCAGAUGAUCUUCUGGGCGGAUAGCUAUGACAAGACAAUCAAGCGAAGCUAUAUGGUAAAUGCACUGAACGGAGAAGCUAAAAUCGGUUACGCACAAGAUUUGAACAUGAAGGGUAACUCGAAACCAACAGCUUUAGCUGUUGAUUGGGUGGCAGAUAACCUGUACUGGGCGGAAACUGACCGAACUGGAUCCAAACCACGGGGAAGAAUUAUGGUGGCGAAAACGGAUGGACGAUACCGGCGAGCUUUGGCCAAUGCAGGACUGGAGGUUCCUACUUCGAUUGCUGUAGAUCCUCAGCUGGGUCGUAUGUUCUGGGCGGAUGCUGGUACGGCUCCAAAGAUCGAGGUUUCUUGGAUGGACGGUUCGAAACGACGCCCGUUGAUUACGGAAGCUAUUCGACAUCCUGCCGGGUUGACUAUUGAUUACUCACAGGAUCACAUGGUGUACUGGGUGGACACUAAGCUGAAUACGAUCGAGGUUAUGAAACCGGACGGAUCGAUGAGGAAGGCGAUUCUAAAGGGUGAGAUGUUGAAGCAUCCGGUGUCGCUCGAUGUGUUCGAGUCGUAUCUGUACUGGAUCACUAGGGACACCGGGGAACUGUUGCGGCAGGAUAAGUUCGGCCGAGGAGUGCAGUUUGCUGUGCAGAGGAGCCUCGCUAAUCCAUCUGGUUUGAAGGUUUAUCACGAGCUUCGAUAUAACACCUCGCUCAACAAUCCAUGCUUCACAAAUCCGUGCUCGCACCUGUGUCUGCUUGUCCCCGGUGGAAGGCGUUGUUCAUGUCCAGACAACACCGUGCAACAGGUAUCCCACCGCAGCACGGCGGAGGUCAUUUGUGAUGCACCUGCUGAACGACCACGACCUUCACCUCGUGUAUGUCCCUGCCAGAACGGAGGUCUGUGCAAGGAAGACGACACUGGAAACGAUCUGAUUUGCGUCUGUUUGCCAGAGUUCAGCGGAGUGCACUGCGAGUUCUACAGCGAGCGGAUGUUUGGUUCCAGCUCCGGCAGUGCUGCGUCUAUUUACAUACCGAUCCUGGUGGCCAUCUUGAUUGCGGCUGCCGUCGGGUCGUACUUCAUCAUCAAGAAGCGGCCAUUUGGCAAACCAAGCUUAACAUCAUCACAGAGUGUCUCGUUCCGACCGGGCACUAACGUAGAGUUCAAUUCGCCCGAAUUUCCUUCGGGUCGUCCCCCGACAGGGGUGCUCCCGGCCGGUGGUGGCGUAGCCCCUCUGGACGGCUACAGCCUGGACACGUUGAACAACAAGACGACGGACUUUAGCAAUCCGAUGUACGAUGCGGUCCAGUCCGGUACGAACGAUCCCAGUAUCGGGAAUGGUUCAGGAAUCUACGAAGUCCCCUCCGAUGUGACCGGAAAGGGUGGCAAAAUGGGCGCUACCACCAUCGGACCCUUCACGGAGCCAGUGUCCGCUAUUCUGGCACCCAGUAGUAUAACGCACCGUACGUCACCGCAGUUACAUCUGCGCCCGAAAGAACUCAGCCCGUCGUCGCACGAUACCGGCAAGGAUACCCAACUGCUGGUGGAAGAGGAAGAAGACAAAUCCGAGUGCUGAUAAGCACAGAGCCGACAAAGCAAACAUACACACACACACGAGGAAAAACAACAACACAUCUACACACAAACGGAGAGUGAGUGAGCGAAGUGAGAAAGAGAAAACCGUACACGUCACGUGCGAGCGUUGCAAACUGCUCAUUUGAGCUUUGAGUGAAACGCUAGCAAGUAAUAUUUAUAUAAUUUUUUUGUUGAUUGGAGCCAAGCUCAAGCCGAAUGCAGGUUUCCCGUUGCGGAAAUUUUCCCCGGAAAGGGCUGCCUUCUAGAACGUGCGAUCAAACAUGCAAGCAAACAAACACUAAAUCAUUCCCGGUUGAGUUUUUUUAAAUAUCUAAUAUACAUUAAAAAAAAAAAGUGGCACGGAAAGUGAAUAAGCAACAGGAGGAAGGUAAGUUGUAAAUGAAAGUUCUGAAAGCGUUUGUACAUAGACUCUAAAUGUAGUAUCGUUAAAUUUUAUAAAAAUGAUAUUUAUAUACAAAACAAAAAAGGUAGAAUGGAAAAUUUCAAACAAAAGACAGAUAGGAAAGCUACUUUUAAUCAAUUUUUUAUGUUGUGAGAAACGUAACACACGUGGUCCAAGAGAUAUCAAAAUUUUAAGACAUGUUAUUAAACAGUAUAUAGUUGCUUUUAUAAUGAAUCGUAACAUUUGAUGACUGAUCGUGCAAUCGAGAGUUGAGUAAGAGAGAGAGAUAAACGACAACUGACAGGAUAUUGUUUGAAUUGUUAUACUAGCGGAUGGCAGCCAGUAUUGCUGCCCAAGCAAAAAGGGAGGUUUACUAGAGAACGCGUAUAUAUUUAUCAGAAAGGUGAUAUUUUCAUAUAUGAAUUUACAAAACUUUCCUAUUCUAAAAAGUAACAAAAAACACCAAUACGCUCACGAGCGCACAGACACACGCACUCAUACCAGUCCAGUAAAGAAGUAUCCUGGGAAUUCUACCCAAAAUCGAGCAGCUAAUCCGUCCAAAUGCGAAGCAAACAUUCCAAAUUUGGUAGUUCUAGUGUAGUGAAACAGCCGGCGGAAGCAAAUCGAAGAACUCUACAAGUGUUGACAUAGCCAAUAAUACCAGAACUGAUUGAAUCACAAAAAAAAACAAACAAACACCACCCCGCACACGUUAGAAGAAAAAGAGAACCCAAAAACCAACGGAGGUAUCACAAGUCUAUAGUUGUUAACUGAGAAGUAUUCUUAUUCUUUGUAAACUAAUACAGUAAUGACAGCGGCAGGUGGGGAACAAACCUGUUGACCAAGUCGUGUAACUGAAAGUGAUUUCCUAUUUUGUACUAAGAAUCAAACCAGGCGAAACAUAUUCUUUGUGGGCUUUUAACUAGAGCCCCCCCCCCCCGGCCUUUGGCCCCACCCUAGUAGACGAAUAUAACCAGCAGCGUUGCCAGAUGGCAGGUAGGUGAAAAACUUAGAUCAAGUCUACUGGGGACGCCUCGGGAGCAAUAUUUAACCCAGCAAUGCCCAACUGGGAGAAUAGGGAUGCAAAAAGAAAUACACGGUUGCAGAACAGUUUAAGCGGGGACGCAAUGCAGAGAUAAUUAUUUUAAAGAACUGUUUUAAAUAAAAUUAUUUUAAAGACAA